Messenger RNA from Gastrolobium bilobum, 1263 nucleotides. RefSeq lists its product as uncharacterized. The record is from RefSeq and is a predicted model, not a curated record. The transcript has 3 exons. NCBI's taxonomy places the organism in Eukaryota, Viridiplantae, Streptophyta, Magnoliopsida, Fabales, Fabaceae. Bases 103 to 990 code for a protein of 295 amino acids.
CAGAAGGGAACUAAUUAAAUUGGUUACCUUUUUGUGUUCAAACCAGACAGGGUAAAUUAAGAGAAAGAAAAAGAGAAGCGUACGAAAUCGAGAGAGGGAGCAAUGGGAGCUUGUGCAACUAAGCCUAAGGUCUUGAAGGAUGAUGCCGAUGGGAAGGUCAAGGCACCUGAACCUGAACCUGAACCUGAACAAACCAGGGAAGACACUGUUGAAAGCAAAGUGGCGCCGCCGCCAGCGGCACAAGAACCACCGACACAGGGACAGGGUGGCGACAAUCUCAAUGUCAACGAAAUUGUUGAUGAUGACCAAGCAAACAAACGACGUUCCCUCAGCUUGUUGUUCAAGGAGAAUGAAGAUACAAAGGUUUCCACAAAAAAUGAAAAAACCACAGUGGAGGAGACUGAGAGACCAGAAACGUUUGAAGCCGAGAAACCUUCGGAGGAUGCUAAAAGCAAUGAGCCAAUAGUGAACCAGGAAAGCAAAAACGAUGAACCAGCAAAACAAGAAUCUCAAGUGGUUGAUGUUGAGGAGAAAUCUUCAGAGCAAAAUCAAAGCAAUAAGCCACCUGAGGAGACUCUAAAGACACAAACCUCAGAAGCUGAGAAACAUUCAGAGGAAAAUAAUCAAAGCAGCGAGCCACUGAAAGAAGAAUCUGGAGAAGAAGCCAAGGUGACAUCUUCAGAGGAAACCCAAAAAAGCAAUGAACCAAUUAAACAAGAGCCAUUAUCUGGAAGCACUGAUGUGCCAACUAGGGAAACCGAAAAGAAUGUUUCAGAAGCUGAAAAAUCUGAGACUCCGAUUGAAGAGACCAUAAACUCAGAGGUAGUUCCUCUGCCUCUGCCUGAGGAGAAAGUAAUUGAAGUUGUUUCAACGAAGGCAGAGUCUGCGGAGAAGAUAACAGAGGAAGCAGCAUCCAACAUAGAAGAGAAAAGCCAUAUUGGGGAGGAGCAUAAAUCCAAAGCUGCUGCUGAUAGCAGUGAGAUUCAUUAAAACCGAAAAUCUGAAUGGGACCAUGAACAAUACGAAACAUUGCAGUGUCCGAGAUCGUUGUCUGGCCAACCAAACUAGUGUGUGACAUUUCGCAGCUACAUUUUUCCUUAUUUGCUGUUUCAAUUUUAUUUUUAAUAUCUUUUUGAAGAACCUAUUUUUAUUCUUGUUGAGUCAGGUAUUUUUCUGUCAUGUUAUUUAUUGCUUAUCUAUAGAAGUUUUUUAUUGGUAGGUUCAAAAUCACCAAUGUAAAUUUUAAUUUUGUUGUGAUUUGCA